AACAACACUCAAAAAAAAAAUCUUUUAUUCCUAUAUAUAAAAAAGAUAAGAACAUUUAUAUAGUAUAAAUAUUCCCCUUCAAAUCUCUCUCUGUCUCAAACUGUUUGUCUACAGACGACAAGUAGAUUCCUUUUUUUUUUUUUUUUUGCUCUCUUUGCUUUCCAAUAAUUGUCAUAUUAUUUUCUCCAUAAACAAGAAAAAAUAUAAAGAUUCUUAGUUUUAUUUCCCGAGAAAAAAAAAUAAAAUCUCGAUUUCAUCUUCUCUGUGUCACCACCACCUCUUCACGGAGCUUGUUUGUUUUUUUUCAAGAUCAAUCAAGAUUUGAGCUUUUGAUGGAAUCAAGAAUGGAAGGAGAUGUGUAUUCUGGAUACCAGAUGGAUGGUAAACUGUUGCAGAAUUUUCAAAAGAGCUUUGUUCAAGUUCAAGACAUUCUUGAUCAAAACCGGCUUUUGAUCAACGAGAUCAAUCAGAACCACGAGUCAAAACAAGCUGAUCACUUGGGUAGAAAUGUUGGUUUGAUUAGAGAGCUCAAUAACAAUAUCAGAACUGUGGCUAGUCUUUAUGGUGAUCUCUCUCAUUCUUUCGCUAGAUCGGUUGAUGCUUCAUCCGAAGGGGAGUCUACAGGGACACUUAAAUCUGAUGGCAAGGCCAACAACAACAACAACCAGAAGAGGUUUAGAUCCGGGUAACAACAUAACCAACAGUUAAAAAAAACAAUCUUGAUGAUUUUGUAGAUUCAAAAGCUAAUUUGAUUGUGGAUUAAGGAGUGACAAUGUUUGUUGUUGUUGUCCAACAAUAUGAACAUUAAUAUUGUGUUUUUUCUUAAGGGUCUUCUUCAACAGUUUUGCUUCCUGUAAUCUCUGUUGAAAUUGUUAUCUACAUAAUGUUUUAUGUCUUUUGAUUCUGAGGUAAUAAAAGAAUUUUUCUUCU
Molecule: messenger RNA, 930 nt
Organism: Camelina sativa (false flax)
Lineage: Eukaryota; Viridiplantae; Streptophyta; Magnoliopsida; Brassicales; Brassicaceae
Source: RefSeq, a predicted model, not a curated record